Messenger RNA from Chroicocephalus ridibundus (black-headed gull), 6643 nucleotides. It is a transcript of the gene TRABD2B, whose product is annotated as TraB domain containing 2B. Gene Ontology annotation, cellular component: plasma membrane; organelle membrane. Gene Ontology annotation, molecular function: metalloendopeptidase activity; Wnt-protein binding. Gene Ontology annotation, biological process: negative regulation of Wnt signaling pathway. NCBI's taxonomy places the organism in Eukaryota, Metazoa, Chordata, Aves, Charadriiformes, Laridae. The record is from RefSeq and is a predicted model, not a curated record. Bases 94 to 1668 code for a protein of 524 amino acids. The transcript has 7 exons.
AAGAGCAGGAGGAGGGAAAAAAAAAAAAAAAGAUCCUAGAAAUCCAAAAAGGCUCAUCUGGGAAGGAGAGAGAGGAGAGCGAGAGGAAGCGGGAUGCAACUCAACCUGACGCUGAUCUGCUUCGUCUUCGGGGGGUUCCUGCCCGACGCCGCGGCCCGGCGGGAGCAGAUGGACACGGGGCAGUGCGACCUGCCCCGCUCGCAAGGAGAGCUCAACUCCUUCCUCUGGACCAUCCGCCGCGACCCCCCCGCCUAUCUCUUCGGCACCAUCCACGUGCCCUACACGCGGGUGUGGGACUUCAUCCCCGACAACUCCAAGGCUGCCUUCCACGCCAGCUCCAGUGUCUACUUCGAGCUGGACCUCACCGACCCCUACACCAUCUCUGGACUGGCCAGCUGCCAGAUGCUGCCCCACGGGGAGAACCUGCAGGACGUGCUGCCCCGGGAGCUGUACCGCCGCCUCAAACGCCACCUGGACUACAUCAAGCUGAUGCUGCCCCACUGGAUGACCCCAGACCAGCGGGGCAAAGGGCUCUACGCUGACUACCUCUUCAACGCCAUAGCUGGUAACUGGGAGCGCAAGAGGCCCGUCUGGGUGAUGCUUAUGGUGAACUCCUUGACGGAGACGGACAUCCGCUCCAGAGGGGUGCCAGUGCUCGAUCUCUACCUUGCCCAGGAGGCCGAGAGGAUGAAAAAGACGACAGGCGCGGUGGAGAGGGUGGAGGAGCAGUGUCACCCGCUGAAUGGGCUCAACUUCUCCCAGGUGCUGUUUGCCCUAAACCAAACUCUGCUCCAACACGAAAGCCUCCGAGCAGGUAGUCUGCAAGCCCCAUAUACCACUGAAGAUCUCAUCAAGCAUUAUAACUGUGGAGACCUGAAUGCUGUCAUAUUCAACCAUGACACUUCUCAGGUCCCUAAUUUCAUCAACACAACCCUCCCGCCCCACGAGCAGGUGACGGCUCAGGAGAUAGACAGCUACUUCAGACAGGAGCUCAUCUACAAGAGGAAUGAGAGGAUGGGGAAGAGAGUGAUGGCGCUUCUAAGGGAGAACACAGACAAGAGUUUCUUCUUUGCCUUUGGAGCAGGUCACUUCCUGGGUAACAACACUGUGAUUGAUGUACUGAGACAAGCAGGAUUUGAAGUGGAGCACACCCCUCCUGGACAACCAAUUGGAAAUUCAAGGACAACAAAGACAAGCCCAGCCUUAGAAGGGACCUCGGCGACAGCCCUGCCUGCUGUCCAGCUUUCUGAGCAGGUCCCACUGACUUCUCCUUCCCUGAAGCCCCUGCAGAUGGACGAAGAAGACAGCCUGUCUCCUCACCUCCUGUUGCCAGACAGCAUCAGCCAGCUGGAAGAGUUUGGCCGGCAGAAGAAAUGGCACAAGAAGCAGCACAAACACCAUCGCCAGAGGCAGUUCAAUGACCUCUGGGUUCGGAUAGAAGACAGCACCACCACGUUGCCUUCCUAUAUCAGGAUAACCAACGGCUACAUCACAGUCAAACCUCCCAUUUGGAUUUCAAACCGGCUGGAUCAGAGACCGCGUUCAGAUCUCCCAUCCCAGCCUCAGCCUACAAGCUCAGCUUCAGCCGGCAUUUUAUGGCCAUCAAUAACUUCUCCUCUCUGCGUGGCCAUAGCUUCUUUUCUCCUGAACCUACUGCAGCCUUCCUGACCACAUUAGUAUUACGUGCAAUCCCUUGGAGUAGAGGAGAGAGAUAAUUUAUGAAUGAAUGGGAGGUUAAGACAACAACGGUUACAAGCUGGACCUUCUCAGAGAAUCAGUAGUGCCUUCUAGCUGGUUUUUGUCCUUUUGCCCAGAUACAUUUUGAAACUCUAAAGCUUUAUUGUAACACUGACUUACAUCUUCUUUUUGUAGAAGGAUCUUUAUUUCCCAUAGUGCUAUGGGGUUUUGUAAAAUAUACAUGUUCAUAUAAAGAAAAAAAAAAGAAAAAGAAAAAAUGUAUUUAUUCGACUGGUAAACUUAUUUUUCUUGUUGUAUAUGUUAAUAACAUACCUAUUAAUCAGUAGCGAUGGUGAAACAGAUAAAUUAAUAUUUUCUAUAUUUGUUUUCUAACUGACAACUCUGCAAAUGUCUGAACUGACACCAGAUGGUUUCUUUAAUGAUUACUUUUUACAGCAACUGUCCAAUAAGUACAUUUCUGGCGAAUUCCUUUAUUUUACUUUUUUUUAAUCUCAUUAGCAUAGCUUACACUGAAUAAGGCAGAUCCUGCUCUCUGUGGCCUAUGCCCAUUAGAAAAAUAGGUGCAUUUUUAACUCACGUAAGCUGCUACAACCUAAAAUCCCAGUUAUUUUUAUACGACUUAGUAAGUCAUUAGUCAAGAUAACCCUCUAAGUUCCCCUGUUGUCUUUAACUAAACUAUUUAACUUCUUUGGAAAUUACCAGUUUCCCUCUUUGCCCUGGGAUUAAUUCAUUAGCUAACGCAAAUUAAGACAGCUUUUUCUUAAUAAAAAAUGUCUUUUAAAGUCUGGAAUAAUCCCACUGGAAUUAUUUUCUUCUCUCCCUCAUGUUAGAUAAACACAAGCCUACAAACUUUCCCAGCUUAAAUGAGAACAGAACUUGGUCUGUCUGUAGGGUGUAAAGGUGUAGUAUCCUGUUAACCUAUAGAACUUAAUUGUACCGGUUGUAUUAAUGCAGAUGGACAACCUGGAGGGCAAAAAACAUCUACAAAUUCCUGAUCGUCUUGCUAUUAUGCUGCUUAGAGCUGGUAUUUCCAUGCUGAAUCACAGCUUGGCCAAAAUCUCCUGAGUACCCCAGGAAUCAAAUUAAAACCUUCAUCAUGGAGAUGUACAGAACAUUCCUCCAUUUGUAGACUAUGGUACUUCUGUUGACUCAGGUGGAAACGCUGUGACACCUUACACUCACCGAAAAAUUUGCUGCCCUAUCCAAGCAGCUACUUUUCAUGAAUGCGAUGAACAACAUCUAUGGGAAAAAAAAAACCAUGUCCAUCUUAAAAACUAUUAACAUUUAAUAAAGCAUGUUGAUUUUUUUUUGCCCCCCAACAAAACAUGAUGAAAAAUCCCUUUGGAUUUCAGUAAGAAAAUUAAUUUUGGUUGAAAUAGUGGUUUUCUUUCUAAGUCAUCUACAAACCAAAAAUCCAGAACACAUGAUGAAAACAUCUUAGUUAAAAAAGAAGACUCAAAAAAAUACAAUGCAAACUUUUAUUUACCAAAAAGCGGUGCUUUUUCACCUUGAAAAAAAUACCAGGUGAUAACGAUGAUGAUGAUAGUAAUAAUACUGAUAAAAGUCUGACUGAAAACAGUCAUGUCACUUUCCCACCAGCCCUACAGCAUGGUUGCCAGGGCUGGCGAGAUGAUUCCAUGCAAUCUAAAAGUCUCCACAGUGAGAGACGGUUUAGGAUUCACGGUUUGUUCGUCAUUUUACCAGUUAGUUCAGGAAAGCAGGUUAGGAAAUAAUUAGACUGCAAAAGGCACAUAUUUUUAUUUGAAACCGUGAUGAAAUACCGAGCUUUUCCAUCACACAUCCCAACCCACUGCCUUGCAAAGGCCAGGGAGAAUACAGAUAACUUCUUUGUGACUUACUGGUCGCUAUGACCUCCAGCCUUUGCUCUGUUUUUGACAGAAGGUUGUGUAGAUUUGUGGUCGGUUUAAGUGGGUACAGCAGACAGUGCUAUAAGCCACCCUUAUUUUUUUCCAAGCACAACAGCUGAUAAGGCUGAAUGGAAAACUUUGAGCUUCGCCCCAAAUGUAGGCUUCAAGCACGCCCUGUGCAUACUUUUAUAUUGUGUAUUUUGGCUAGCGGAAGAUUAGAGAUGUUAGUUUUGGACAGAAGCCAUUCACCUUGCAUAAUAUUUAUUGCACGGGGCUGGAUAUUGGAAACAUAUUUUUGAGAACUUUCAUUUCCAUUUUAUUUGAGCUGUUGCCCUAGAAAUGCCUCCAUUUGAAUAUAAUGGCUUAACAGAUCUUCAAAUUCAACCUUAACGCCUUUAAAAGAUGAUUGGCUCUCCUGCUGUAUUCAAGACAGCGAUCAGAACUGAAUUAUAAUGUCUUAUUUACAAAAACAGAACUGGAAAUAAGGUAGGCAAAUCUUAAGGGUGAUGAUAAGUUACAUAGUAAAAGGGAACAGCCAACAAACCAAAAACCAAUGAAUGUUAUUUGUUGUUAUCUGAUCGAAUCCAGCAAUGAUUCUGCGGUACCAUCCCAGAAAUAAUUCCAGGUGCUGGAAAACUUACAGUGUGACUAGACAAGACUGCAUAAAGAUAAGGCAGAGAGAAAAACAGAAAUAACUUGUCCAAAACUGUAAGGAAAAACACCAAUGGGACCAAGACUAGAAAUUACAGUUCUGCAGUUUCCCUACCUGCGGCUUUCUCCAUAAGCCUCUGGGGCUGUUUUUGAAUAUUAGGAGCACACAGGUAUCUCCAUGCUCACAGCUGUCAUUAUACCGCACAGACUAGUCGCUCCGUUGGGCACGGAAGAGAUUUUUUUUUUCCAAUCACUCCUCCACUGGGCGGUACUAUUCCAUAUUCAUUAGCGCAGAUACCGCGGGAUGUUUGACUAUCACAGUAUGUAAAUAGCUUGGAUGUGACAAGUAUGUUUUGACUUAUUUGCGUUUCCUGGCAUUUUGUCCGUAAUUCCCGUGAAAUGAAUGAAUGCUACUGGAGCUCACCCAGUUUCCCUUGCGCUGGUGCUCCCCGCGUUUGUCCCCCUGCAGCGCGGGGGUCAAAGCAAGGUGGCUCCUGGCUUUGGGGUCAACACGCUUGACUUCUGCCACCUAAAAGCACCCAGUUCACCUGGUCUUCUGAGCUUCCUCUGGUUAGGGGAGAAGACACGACUUCCUUCCUUACAAUAAAUAAAAGAUGAAGUAGCUUCCUGUAGGUCCUCGCUCAGGAACCCCACGUGAACGGCUUCAACACAGAUCUCUAAGCAAACGUUUAUUUUUUUUCUGUUGAUUUUACCUUAAGGUACGAGUUAGGGUAACUGUUUUCAAUCUGUGGCUUGUAAGCAAAGCAAUACUAGAAAAUGAGACCCCUCACUGUGAUUGAUAAAAUGGAUUAUUUACUAGCUACAGCAGCCCUGUAUUAAUUAAAAUACACUAAUACUAGUUAGCACAGAUCUGUGCGCAUCCGUUGCUAUGGAUCGUGGUUAUAUUCACCAUGAGUUUAAAAAGCGGGCAUCAGAUUUGAUAACGUGCUCUGGAAGUAACGCUGACUACCAGCUUCAUGGGACUUCAGUUUUUCCUGUGGGUUUCUCGGAAAACUAGAAACCGACUGUUUUCUUUUUCUGAAGGAAAGCUCAGAUUCCCAUAUAAUCACAAGAUUCCAGGACCAGGGUAUUUAACAAAAAUAUCCAUGUCCACUAUAUAUAAUAGCAAACACCAGUGAUACUGUUUACCUCUGAGAAACACAAUCAGGAGAGUCACGCAGUGUCUGGCAAUCAAGGACGUCAUUUUGGAUGAGUCAAAAGCUGAAUAUUCGCAAGGUUGAGCUUUUCAACGCAGCCACAACUGAUACCGAUAGAAUUCACAUUAUCUGUAACUGUAACAUUAUAAAUGAAUGCUAAUUAACUGCCAAGCUCUUGCCCUGGUGGAAUAAAUAUCCCAUACCACCAGCAACAGAUCUAACUUCCACUCUUGCAUUGUUUUAAUGCUUUUCUUGCCUACGUUUAACUGUGGAUGCUAUAUUAACAUGCAUUGCCACUUGAAGAACCAGUUAGCAAGCUGGGACAGAAGGUAUUUUAUAUUUUAUGACUGAUGUAGUUUCUCUGCAAUCCCUUGGGCUGUUGAAUAAUGCAAUACCUCUUCUGGCAAUAAAUGAUGAACAUGAUUUAUGAUAACUAUGCUUUAUACAGGUGUCAAAAAUCUGCUUUGUUGAACUUCCCUUCCCAUUCCUCCAAGCUGGACUGUAAUUUAGGAACACCCAAGGUACAGGGUUGUAUAUUUAUCUAAGUUCUUCAGUAUACAUUUGUGGAGCGGGAGAGAGAUGGAAAGAGAGAGAACUUAAUCUAUGUUUAGUGCAUUGAUUAGUCAAAUUAUAUGACCCAGUCAUUACCAUAUACCACUGCUAGGGAGGAAUUUCCCAUCAUAUAUUUAUGUUAGAGAAACCAAAGUGCCAAAGUUAUUAUCUCAGCAUAAAUGUUAUCAUUCCAAACUUUGCUUAGUACCAUAAGAUAUUUCUAUAUUAUAUCCAAAAAGCAUAUGGGCUUGUCAUAUCUCUCAAGCGAUCAAUGUUCCAUGGAGCGUGCUAGAGUUCAGCUUCAAUUUAAGCUUGGUUCAGCUUAACUGAAGCAGAAAGAUAAUUGCCUAAUUUUGCGAUCAUAGGGUGUAAGAGAGAGCGUGUGCGCGCGCGCGUGUGUGUGUGUGUGUGUGUGUGCAUGCAUGUGUGUUUUCUCCCAACCCAAAUGCAACCUUUCCUGUGAGUAGCUUUUUCAGGAGGCACCUUAACCUAGCUACAGGUAGAGAGGUCUUUCCAAUGCAUAGUCAGUACUUUUUUCUUCUACAGGAGCGAUUAACCAUCCUGCAGCUUCGUGCUCACACUGAAUUUUUAAAUUGCAUGUUUGUCAGUUUUCAAUUCAAAUGUAUUUCAAAUAUUUUUUCCUGUUCCGCCUCCUGCUUUCGUGAACUGUUUUGAAGAGUGUAAUAAAAAGAUGCUUUCUAAUAUUAUUUUGUCAAA